Loa loa (African eye worm) is the source of this 312-nucleotide messenger RNA. RefSeq lists its product as hypothetical. The transcript is spliced from 3 exons. Lineage: Eukaryota; Metazoa; Nematoda; Chromadorea; Rhabditida; Onchocercidae. The coding region runs from base 1 to 312 and encodes 103 amino acids. The record is from RefSeq and is a predicted model, not a curated record.
AUGAAAAUGUUUUAUCCUUAUGUCGAGGAACAUUUGGGUUUCUCGAGAAUCACUUCCUACUUUAUUGCUACAGCAAUGAAAUAUGUUACAUUACGAAGUGAUUCUCGGAUCUCUUCUCUUCCAGAAGUGUCUCUUACCAUCUAUCACCAUCUUCCUCAAAAUUCUUCACUUUUUAAUUCGGCAUUAAAUUACAAAUAUUCGGCUGGUCGAAUAAUAUCCCUUCCACAUAUUUCUGCUAAUCUCUCGUCGACCUGUUUUGUUUUUCCGAUCGACCGAGUUAUUAUUUCAGAAAGAAUUGAAUUACAAUUUUAA